Messenger RNA from Polistes dominula (European paper wasp), 1283 nucleotides. RefSeq lists its product as uncharacterized. The record is from RefSeq and is a predicted model, not a curated record. Gene Ontology annotation, biological process: negative regulation of DNA-templated transcription. NCBI's taxonomy places the organism in Eukaryota, Metazoa, Arthropoda, Insecta, Hymenoptera, Vespidae. Gene Ontology annotation, molecular function: transcription coactivator binding.
GUACUGGUGGGGGUAGUGAGUCUACCUCUCGUGUCAAACGGGUUGGACUUCGUGUGUCCGCCCGCAUACCAUUAGAUUUCUAUCCUUUUCAAUGAAAAUACAUGUAAACGGUGUUAUCGCUAAGUGAACAUUAGUUUCUUUAAAUGGUUUUACCAUACUUUAUUAUCUAAACGUCAUUUCAAUACUUUCGGUAAAGAACAGAAUUGACCAUUUGCGCGAACGAGGUGGUUAAGGGUCAGCUUAUAAACGAAUUACCAAAAGGUAGAACGUGUGAAGGUCAACUGCAAUACUUUUUAAGAGGCGCGCCACAAUUUUCGCGCCUUCCUUGAGAAGAGAAAGAGAAAGCAGAGGGAGAGGGUGGGGGUGACGAAGAGCGGAAACGAUAAAAAAAGAAAAAAAAGAAAGCUAGAGGAGAAAGAAGAUAUAUAUUGUUCGACGAUUGCUGCAAGGAAAAGUGAAAAAUUAUCAAAAGUGAUAUGUCGGCCCUCGAAAGCGCAUUGGAUGUCCUAUCUAGAGCUGCUACUAUGGUACAAGAAGGUGGACCCAAAACAAUAGAUUUGCAUCGUAGGCAAAGUAGUACGAGACGUAAGGAACGUCGAAUGGACCCUAUUCAAAACGAAGCACUUGACAUGUCUACGAAUAAAACCGUCACUACGACGUACCACAGACCCAGUAUAAUCAUAUCUCCUACGUCGCAGUCUGUAAGAACAAACGAUUGGGAUACGAUAAAUAGGUCAGAAUCAUCAUCCUCAAAUGACACCAGUAACGGCAGGAAAACGUGCAGCAUUUAUGAUUCAGCGAUAGACGAACACUUUAAAAGAUCCCUAGGUGCUGAAAAAUACGCGGCAGUUUUUCAUGCCACCGGUGCUGACAAAGAAAUUGGUUUAAGUGUCGACGAUCACUUCGCAAAAUCGUUGGGUGAUAAAUGGACGACGUUGAAGGAGCCAGUGAAUGGAAGAAGUUCCUCUAAUCACGUAUCAGUUCCCGCGGGAGACAUCAAUUCCUUCCCUUCCUUUCAUUAUUGCCCUUCUUGCGUUUUCCCCGAUAAGGUUGGACCACCAUAAUGGAACUUCUUUUUGCUUUUGACUGGUUACACGGAUAUGGGUAGAAAUGUUUUAUGCGUUUACCCGUACGCUAAAUAUUUUAGAGAAUGAUUUUUUAUCAUUAAUAUAGUGUAUAUAGUAGAAUAUUUUCGUAGCUCGCGCCAUUUGUUGAAGUUAUUAUUAUUAUUAUUAUUAUUAUUAUUAUUAUUAUUAUUAUUAUUAUUAUUAUUAUUAUUAUUA